AAGCAUGAGGUGAGGAUGGAUACAUAUCAAGUUGGUUCCAGAUCCAUGAUAAACCUGGGAACUAUGGUAACUCUACUGCUCAUAGCUGUGGUGGGAUGUUCGUUCCUCUUAUUUUUCCAGAGACAGGACCAUAGGGAGGUUCCCGCAAACAUUCUAGUUGGAUGUUUUGUUCUGACUUCUCUGCAAUGUUUGAUUGCCUCGAGGCGUCAUAUCAAGAAGUAUAUCAUCCGGAAACUUAAUCAAAAUACGAUCAAAGCGGAAGACUAUGUGCUGGGCUUGAAACAGCUGUUUAGUGGUUUGAUAAAGAAUAAAGUUCAUCCUAUCCCGGCUAAUGUUCAAAACUUUAUUCUUGAGGAGAUUGAACAGUCUGUUCCAAAUCCUGUUCGAGAAUCAAUGUUCGCUGAAAUUCAGCGUGCAGUCUUAGAUUAUGCUCAGCAGUCAACACUUGCUGAUGUACAUCAGUCUGGACAAAGGGAUGUUCUGCUAGAAGCACCAACCAAUGUUCAAGUGUCAGCAACAGAUGAUGUUCAGCAAAUAGCAUCAGAUGAUGUUCAGCAGUUAGCAACAGAUGAUGUUCAGAUAAAAGCACCAACCAAUGUUCAGCAGUUAGCAACAGACAAUGUUCAACAACUAGCAACAGACGAUCAUCAGCACAUGAAAACGGACGAUGUUCAGCAGUUAGCAACACAUGAUGUUCAGCAGCCUGCACCAACUAGUGUUCAGAACCUAUCAAUAGACGAUGUUCAAAAACUAGCAAUUGAUGAUAUUCAGCAGUUAGCAACAGAUGAUGUUCAGCAGUUAGCAACAGAUGAUGUUCAGCAGUUAGCAAAAUAUGAUGUUCAGCAGUUAGCAACGCAUGAUGUUCAGCUGCAAACAAGACCAAAUGAUCAAGAAAUAGCUCUGAACAAUGUUCAGCAUGUAGCUCAAGUUCAUGUACAAAGUAAAAAUCCAGUAGGUGUUCAGAUUAAAACUUCCAGAAUAGUUUUGGUUCAACCAUUGGGGUUAGUUGAUAUAUAAAAACUAGCCGAAG
Messenger RNA from Eurytemora carolleeae, 1030 nucleotides. RefSeq lists its product as uncharacterized. The transcript is spliced from 2 exons. The record is from RefSeq and is a predicted model, not a curated record. NCBI's taxonomy places the organism in Eukaryota, Metazoa, Arthropoda, Copepoda, Calanoida, Temoridae. Bases 16 to 1017 code for a protein of 333 amino acids.